UUUGUGAAAUGCCCCCUCUGGCAAGGCCUAAGCAGCAGAACUUUGGGAGCCCAGGUUUUUGGUCAAAGGGAGAUUCACCGGGGCUGCAGAAUGGGAUAUCUCAAGGUUUGUCCAUAUCUUGGUCAGAGCCGGCGACUGAGGGGACUGGUGCUGGAUCCUGGAACAGACUGGAGCGGUGUUAGACAGGCAAUCCCAAAUGCUAUACAAGUUGACUGCGUCUCCUAGCAACCUUCUUUAGGAAUCUUGCCGGUAUUUGAUUGGAAAACAGGACAGAAAGGCCUGCAAUUGAUGAGUUUGCCUUGGGAGGACGAGAAAGGUGAAGUCAGACGUUAGCAUGGGGCAGAAGGUCACUGGGGGAAUAAAGACUGUGGACAUGAGGGACCCUACGUACAGGCCCCUGAAACAAGAGCUCCAGGGCCUGGAUUACUGUAAGCCCACGCGGCUGGACUUGCUGCUGGACAUGCCCCCCGUGUCCUACGACGUCCAGCUGCUCCACUCCUGGAAUAAUGACGACCGCUCGCUCAAUGUGUUUGUGAAGGAAGACGACAAACUUAUCUUUCACCGGCAUCCGGUGGCCCAGAGCACAGACGCCAUCAGGGGGAAAGUGGGGUACACGCGCGGGCUGCACGUGUGGCAGAUCACGUGGGCCAUGCGCCAGCGCGGCACUCACGCGGUCGUGGGGGUGGCCACGGCAGAUGCCCCCUUGCACUCGGUCGGGUACACAACCCUGGUGGGUAACAACCAUGAGUCCUGGGGCUGGGACCUGGGGCGGAACAGACUCUACCACGAUGGGAAGAACCAGCCAAGUAAAACCUACCCUGCCUUCCUAGAACCGGACGAGACUUUCAUAGUGCCAGAUUCUUUCCUGGUGGCCCUAGAUAUGGACGAUGGGACGCUGAGCUUCAUUGUCGAUGGGCAGUACAUGGGAGUGGCCUUUCGGGGACUCAAGGGCAAAAAACUUUACCCAGUAGUAAGUGCUGUCUGGGGCCACUGUGAAAUACGAAUGCGUUACUUGAAUGGACUUGAUCCUGAACCACUGCCUCUGAUGGACCUCUGCCGCCGGUCCGUCCGCCUCGCCCUAGGGAAGGAACGCCUGAGUGAGAUCCAUGCCCUACCCCUGCCAGCAUCCCUUAAGGGCUAUCUUCUCUACCAGUGAUGCACCAGCUCAAGACCCACCACCAUCUGGAAGCGGAAUCAGGAAAUCCAACUAAGCGAACCCACUGAGCCGCCACUGGGGACCACAGCCCCUCUCUCCCCCGCCUCUGCCCUACCCAGCUACCCUCUUCCUUCAUCUGGCUGUUCCAACCUCACGAGCCAAGAUUUUCUCAUCCUUUCUCGCACCCCAAUCUUCUGCCAGAUAAAGACAGACCCUAAAAACAGGCUCAUCUAGUCUUUAUCCUUGGAAAUGGCCUCUUGGAGUGUGGACAGACGAGUUUCCUUUGUGUUUUUGGAUUUUAUUUUCUCCUCUUAAGAGAGACUUUAUUUCUACAGAAGUAAUAAGGUGUGUCCUGGUCAGCUCCAAGGAUGGAAGUUCGGAGCCCACGGCUUCUGCCCAAACGGGUCAAGAUGUCUCCAGAGGAUUCCAGGGCCCGAUGAUGACCAGUAGGGAGAGAGUGGCCAUACUGACAAUAAGGAGGCCAGGAAGCAUCGAGGGUGCUUGGAAACUGACCGAUGACUUCCUUUGGGUGGCAAGCACGGGACUUCGCGGGUCACUCCUGUGCAGAAAAUGCCGCCGUUCAUAAAGCUGACGAUGCCAAAAAAACUCAUUCUGGACACUUAAAAAAAAAGAAAAGAAAAGAAAAUGGGACCCUGGAAAAAGGCCGGAAAGCAACUAGUGUCAUUCCCUAAGAUGUUGUCUCACCCUGUACUCUGUAUUUAUUCUUUCACCAACAAAACCCAAUUUAUUUAUUCCACAUAGAAAGAAAAUGUAUUCCUUUCUCUCCGAUGUGUGUCUUGUUGCUCUCCCAUACCACCCCACCCUCCACGUGCUGUGUCACCUGCCGUUGGCCAAGUGAUGUAGGUAGAGCUAGCGGGGCUUCUUUGGUGGGUGGUUUUUGUUACCUUGGCUUGUAGCUCCAAGGGGAAGUUCGGGCCGGGCUAGAAGCUUGCCAGGACGGCCCUUUUCUCGGGCUACAGCUUUCAUGUGCAAUAGUGAAGCCUUCAGGGGUCUUCUGAAGCAGCCCUAACAGCCUGCCACCCUCUUUGUCCAUCGCCUCUUACUGGCUGGACAUCCUUGCCCAGGGUACGGUUGUGAUCGGUUUUUCUUCCUCAGGUCGCUCAGAUGUCUGAGCUAAGCUGCCGUUAUCAUCCUUCCCAGCUUUGGUAAUCUGAGAAAAAGCAUGUUUUCAGUACUUUGUCCAUUGGAAAGAGAGAGAGAUUGAGAGAGAGAAAAAAGAGAGAUGAGAGAGUGAGUGUGUCAGUCAAGUUCUUUACCAUCUCCCCCCAAGCCAGAAUUAGGUCUCUGGAAUAUUGGUCCUGCCUCAGAGAGCAGACCCAGCAUCUAGAUAAGUCCCCGGUUGCUGCUUCCUGGGCUAAGGAAAAAUGUGUCAAGAGCCCCCCUUUCCUGAUGAUUCCUCCAAGGUGCAGGCCUAGAUACGGCCCCCCCACCCCUUUAUUUUGCACAUUUUGUUAACUUUGAAAUCAGUUUUGGAAUCCAACUUUUGGUUCAGUUCUGUACAGGUACAAUAGAUGACUUUAUUUGUUUAAAAUGUUUAAUAUAUAUAUAUAUUUGUCUAUGUAAGAGAUGUUUUGAACAGCUGCUGUUGGAUACCUUUUUUUAAAAAAAAAAAAUCUACUUGGAGAGUAUAUUUUUCAAAGCAUAGAAUUGGUGCCAAGCCCGCAUGGGGAGUCGAAGUUGCCUCCCCCCAAACUGUUAUUGUUUGUUGCUGUUGUUAUUUUUUUAAGGAAGAGAAAAAUAUAACACACGUCCCUAGUCAAAGGAUAGGUCUUUUCCUCCUUUCUGUUACAGGGUGGGACACACACACACUCUUAUUGUUGCACAAGAGAGAAUUCACCUUGUAGAGUCCGCCACUCGAUUGCCUGGCCCCUGUGGUCUUCCACCAAUGCUGGAAAUGCAAUGUCACCGUCCCCCCCCCCCCAUUUCCUCCACUUCUCCUUUCGUUUCAGGUUCAGCCCCCUCCCCCUGUCUUGCCAUCCCAGUACAUAAUUGCUUUGUUUGGUUUUAAAACUCCUUUCUAUUUUAUGGCUGUAGAGAAUACUCAGUAACCUAAUAAAAAAAAAGUUUAUUAAAUUUGAA
Messenger RNA from Antechinus flavipes (yellow-footed antechinus), 3256 nucleotides. It is a transcript of the gene SPSB1, whose product is annotated as splA/ryanodine receptor domain and SOCS box containing 1. Bases 335 to 1156 code for a protein of 273 amino acids. Gene Ontology annotation, molecular function: protein binding. Gene Ontology annotation, biological process: proteasome-mediated ubiquitin-dependent protein catabolic process. The record is from RefSeq and is a predicted model, not a curated record. NCBI's taxonomy places the organism in Eukaryota, Metazoa, Chordata, Mammalia, Dasyuromorphia, Dasyuridae. Gene Ontology annotation, cellular component: SCF ubiquitin ligase complex. The transcript is spliced from 4 exons.